AUGGACGAGCAGCUACAUCAGGCGCUGCGCGAGAUGUUGCGGUGCCUGCGAGAGCAAAGCGAGCGCGCAAGGCGAGCAGAGCAGCUGGAGCUAAGCCUCCGUUCGGAGAUGGGCUCCAGCGCCUGGCUGCCGCGACUGCUGAGCCGAGAGCCACUGAGCGCGACGGUGGAGGAGCUGAUGGAGGACUUGGCGGCGGCCCAGAAGGAGGACGUGCUGAAGGUUCCCUUCGGCAAAGAGCAGCUGCUGGUUUCGGCGGGCCAGAACGUGGUGGACUGGACGAUGGCCGACGGCCGGCAGCUCUGGCGAUGCUGCUUCGCCUGCCUGGAACUUCUCACCUCGGAUGCCCCGGCGGCGCUCCACGUGGAGGGGAGGCGUGUGCUCGAGCUGGGCAGCGGCUUGGGGCUGCUCGGCCUGGCUUGCGCGCGGCUCGGGGCGGCCUCCGUGGUCCUCACGGACUACGACGAAGCGCUGCUCACGGCCUGCCGCCGCUCGGUGGCCUUGAACUCCAUGGAGGACCUGGUCUCAGUUCAAGCUUUGGACUGGCAAGAUGUCGCCUCCGGGGGGCCCCUCCCCGAGCUGCCUCCAGUUGACCUGAUCCUUGGAGCGGAUAUCAUUUACGACGCCAGCCACGCGGUCAGCGUGCUGGGCACUUUGCGGCGACUUCUGGAGAGCACGGGCGGCGGCGAGGGCAUUUUGGUCACCGGCGAGCCAGAGCAGCGAGAGGGAGUCCAUGAAGUAGACCAGGCUUUGGGAGUCGAAGGCAUAUCUGAGUCGAAGGUGAGCCGCGGGAGCGAUUCCCAUGGCUUGAUCUGGGAGGUGCUGCGAGUACCAGGGGAUGUGGAUGGACGGUUGCACCGCAUGUACAGGUUCAAGCUGGAUGCUAGGUCCGGAGCCGUGGCGGAGCGCACCAUCAAGGAGGCCAAGUCGGUGGCCCGCAAGGCCGGCGCUCCUGCUUUGCCUCAUCGCGUUGCAAAGGUCGGUGCCCACGUCGAGAAGCGUUCCUUGGGCGUUCGUGUUUUUUUUUUUCUCGUCGGGGAGCUGCUCAUCCGGGUUUCCUGA
Messenger RNA from Effrenium voratum, 1059 nucleotides. NCBI's taxonomy places the organism in Eukaryota, Dinophyceae, Suessiales, Symbiodiniaceae. The record is from the annotation of a GenBank genome assembly.